UUGAACCAAACUUGAUUUUCGUCGAAGCGCGCGAUUUCCUCGCCGCAUAUGGAUGGGUUCUUAGAACGCGUAAGGAUCGGUUCGUAGCACGCAUAGCGUAUCGUGGUUCGCGUCGACGUCCGUCGUCGCAUCACGUCAUGCCUCGAUAUCGUCCCGUCGUCUGUUCCGUCAAGCUGCUCGCCCUGCUGCUCACUGCCGUCGCCGUCACUCUUCCCUUCCUCACCUUCCGCCUGCCGCCUCUCGACCUCCCCGCACUCGCCGCUCGUCGCGACCUCCGCCGGUUCUUCCGCGCGCCUCCCCGAUCCCAGCAACGUUUCGAUUAUCGUCCAUCCGCGCUUGUCCAAACCGAGCAGCCCUUCGAGGCUCGGCAAUCCGAGCCUGUUAUAAUCGAGCCGCCUUCGCACGGAGUCGUCGAUUCGCUGAGAAAUCUCGGGCCAGGGAAUGGACGACUCGCAGUUAGCUCCGAUUCUGGCGGGAAUCGCGGCGGUGCUCACGGGAAGACGAAGCUGCAGGGGGGGCUGGCAUGCGUGGAACUUUGGAGAAAGUUCCAGGAAUUGCAGCAGGCGAUGACUGACCUUCAGGCGAAUUAUUCACAGCUCGCUCUGCAGCAUUCGGCUCUCACGUCGGCGCAUUCAGCCCUUCAGUCGCAAGCACAGCAGCAGCAACGCACCAUCCAAUCAUUGCCAACGCAAUCAGCAAUUUCCGGUCCUGCAGAGGACCAACCGAUUCCAGCCGGAUUGAGGGCAGACGGGGUUCGUGAAUCAACGCCAGAGUUGGCGAGUGCUUCUAGGGGGCGUUCUUAUAACGGGCCUGCUGAAGGGCCUGAGGCGGCCAGAGGAGGAGUUUCCUCCGGUGUAGUAGCACGUGGGGCUUUCACAGAGGGGUCAGUGUUGCCGGGAAAACCAGAACCUGCGGAUUCAGAGUCGGUUGGGGGGGGUUUGGAGGGUGACUGCGAGAGUGCACUGAUGGCGUGCCAGCAGCAGCAGGAGCUGAUGAAGUUAGCCGGGGGGGAUGGGGGGGACGGAGGGGAGGGAGGCGAGGGGGGAGGCGGCGAUGUGCUGCAGGAGCUGGCAGCGGGGAUGAAGAGCCUCGAGGUGUCGUUCCGCCUGGCGCUGUGGAAGGAGGAGCAUUGCCAGGCCAAUCAGAGCGCGCUGAGGUGGACCAAUCAGAUGCUCCGGCACGACGUCUCCCACCUGAGGGCAAAGCUAGAGGCGUGUGGCACGAGUGGCAGUCUGCACUCGCAGCAUCAACUGGAGGGAGGGGGCAGAAGCCAGGGCAGGAAUGCGCAUGAUGGUGCUGGCGAGGGUCAUGGGGGCGCUGUGGGUGCGACGGAGCGAGCCCUCUUGACUCUGUGGGAAGCUUCCCCGUCCCUUCAGCUGAGAGAUGUGCACAGCGCUGCUGUGCAGGAGGCGCUGAGAGAGCUGAGGCGGGCAGUGAGGGGCGAGGGGGAGAUGAAGGAGGGGGGAGGGAAGGAGGGGGGAGGGAAGGAGGGGGGAGGGAAGGAGGGGGGAGGGAAGGAGGGGGGAGGGAAGGAGGGGGGAGGCGAAGAGGCAAGGGAGAGAGAGGGGCGGAAGGGGAGACAGUUUGAGACUCUGGGUGUGGGUGGAGGGAAUGUUACGGUAGCGGGGGAGGAGGUGUGGUUGAGUGAGGAGGAGGAGGAGCGGUUAGUGCCUGCAGCACCGCAUGUGGAGGACUGUGAAUCGCUGGCCAGGGAUGUCAGCCUUCUCGAUUCGCGGUCUGCUGACGGGGCGCUCCCCGAUUGGUCGCUUUGGGGCGGCAGGCUGGCAUUAGUGGCACAAAGAUUGGAGGAGAGGGAAAGGGAAAAGGUGAGGAGGGAGAGAGCAAGGGAAGGAGAGGGGCGAGGGGAUACGGAAUCAGAGGUAGCGGGGCCAGUGCAGGAGGAGGAGAGACAGCUGAGGAAAGAGGAGCAGGCGCGGUUAAUAAGGCAGGAGGGGCGGGAGAGGUCACUCGAGCAUGAGGAGGAGGAGAGGCAGUUGGAGCAGGAGGAGCAGGCGAGGUCGCUGGAGCACGAGGCGCUGCGGCGGCAGGUGGAGGAGCGGAUGAGGGAGCGGGUGGGGGCGAGCCAGGAGGAGGCGGAGGUGGCCGCAUGGAUGGCAGCAGCACGGGACGAGCAGCUCAUGGGCGCCAGCAGGAAGACUGUUCUCGGGCCGUACCCGCCCUGGGUGAGAGCUUUGGGUCAGGUGCCUUGUGUGUGUGUGCUCAUAAGAGCCGGCAUGGUUGGCAGCGGGAGGAGACGGGCAGCCGAUAGGCGGUCUGCAUGCGGACUCAAAGUGCACACACGCACACACCCACACACCCACACCCACCACACACACACACGCACACACUCACACACACAAGCACGCACACACACACACGCACACAUACACACCAUGCUGUCUAUCCCCCACCGAAUAUCAGGAUCAGACGAAGGCAACCUAACCACGAACGACCCGUCGUGCCGAGAAAAUUAUCUGGGUGCAGCAGCACUCAAGGGACUGCUCACACCACAUCUCGCGCUGUGUGUGGCAGGAGCAGACGAGGGCAAUCUGGUCAUGACCCGCCGCGCGCAGCGGGACAUUUGGGUGCAGCAGCACCCCACGGACUGCGCCCACCCCUCAGUCAAGUUUCUUGUGGUGGACGUGCUGAGGAAGGUCCGUGGAAGGUUCCUGGGCGUGGGCGCGCAGGUCAACUGGCUGGCGGGCGUGCUGGGGACGGCGGUGGGGGAGGGGCGGGUGGUGGUGGUCCGGCACUACCACCGGGCGGAUCAUGACGGGUGCACUGGUGUCCAUAGAGGCCUGUGGUCCUGCUACUUUGUGCCAGAGACCUCCCCUGAGUGCCGCCAGCAGGCCCUGCAGCUACUGCACUCUACCCACCCCAGUCACGCCUCCCCCACUCUCGCCUCUCCUCUGGGAAAUGGCUCCUCUGGUGGUGGUGGCAGCGGUGCUGCUGCUGGGAAUAAUGCGAGUGACAGCAGCGGGGGGGAUUGGAGUGCGAGGAGGGUGACUUUAUGGAAUGAGUACCUGGACAGCAAUAAGACCAAUUUCUUCACCAUCAACUAUCCUACCAUAUGGGGUAAUCCGUGGAAGCACAUGCAUCCGACGGUGGACGUGCAUGGAAGGCUCAUUCGAUGGACAGCGUUCAAUCGCCACCGUUGGUGGUUCGCCCAGGCGUCUACCUACCUCAUGCGCUACCCCUCCCCCCGUCUCUGCCUGCUCCUCAAUCGCGCCCGCCACCACGCCUUCGGCCCUUCCCUCGCCGCCCGGGCAGCCCGCUUCCUGCCUGCCGAUUGGCCGAAAUCCGUCGAGCAGCUGCCCGGUUUCACCGCCCGAAACGCCCUCGGGAGCGAGGGGAAAAUAGAGGAAAUCUGGCGGGCGACUGGCGGGGGUGUACAUGGUAGUAAAGGGGCGCCUCCAGGCGGACAUCUAUCAGGAGGAGGAGCAUAUCUGCCGGAGGGGCUGGUGGCGGUGCAUGUGAGGCAAGGGGACAAGGCAGGGGAGAUGGCGAUUGCAGGGCUUGACGUGUACCUGGCGCUGGCGGGCAGGGUGAGGAGACAGUUCCCCUAUGCCGACUCGGUGUGGCUCAGCUCAGAGAUGCAGUCUGUUAUCGACUCCACCAAGCACUACACUCGCUGGCUCUUCCAUGCCACGGACUUUCCCAGGCAAGCGCUGGGUGAAUCCAUGGAUGCAUACGACGCACGGGUGGGCGAGCAAGCGGCCACAGAAAAUGCCUUCGUGAAUCUUCUUAUAUCUGCGGAUGCUGAGUUCUUUGUGGGCACCAUGGGGUCGACGUGGUCCGUUCUGAUUGAAAAUCUGCGCGUGGCUGGGCGGGGGAAGGCGCGGAUUGGAAUGCUGAGUGUCAAUAGGGACCGGUACUGGUUCGGGGAAACGUGGGAGAUAUGGAAGGACUUGUACAGGAAUAUCACUGUGUAAAGUCUUUGUACCGGUAUUCAGUUGUUCGCACUUUUAGAAAAUCAAAGCUUGUAGAUGUG
This is a messenger RNA of Closterium sp. NIES-67, 3991 nucleotides long. The record is from the annotation of a GenBank genome assembly. Lineage: Eukaryota; Viridiplantae; Streptophyta; Zygnematophyceae; Desmidiales; Closteriaceae.